CCUUGAGCUAAGAAUAGUUUUUAUGUUUUUAAAGGGUUCUUUAAAACAACAACAAAAUAUAAGGACAGAGACUAUAUGUGCCCCGCAAAGCAUAAAGUAGGAUUUACCACUGCUGAUAUUAAUGUGGAAAUUUUUCUUAAAAAUUAGGUUUUCUGUAAGUAACUUCAAAACAAAGAUUUAAAACAAAGCCUGAUUAGUUGAGCAAAUUUAUUAGAUUGGUGCAAAAGCAAUUGAUGUUUUUACUAUUAAAAGUAAUGGCAAAACCGUAAUUACUUUCUGCCCCAACCUAAUAUAUCAAAAGCUUUUCAAACUUGUGUGUUUCAAAUAACUUCUUUAAAUUGCCCAAUAUAUUUUCACUCUCCUUUUAAAAUACCAGUUUUGGGUGGAGGAUAAGCUGGUUAAUGAAAUUCUUAUAAUAUGUGGGAAUGUUGCAGCUACAGAACUGCAGACAGUUCUUAGGUGAAAAAGAAGUGGUGUUUUUAUUCAAAUACAAAAUUAGGGCACUUAACAGUCACCCAAAAGGUCAAGAACCAGAGGAACUGAUGUAGGAAUAAUAUAAGUGGUCACUCCCAGGAAAUGGCAUAUGAAUGUUGUUUUUUCUUUUCUUUUUUUUUUUUUUUUUUUUUUUUUUGACCAGCUACCUUGGAGUUGAGCCUUAUCCAAAGUAGCAGUAGAGCAUGUUUCCAAACUUCAAUCUUACCACUUGAUGCAUUUUCCAAAGUGCUAUGAUUUGAGUGUGUUCCCCAAAGUUCAUGGGUUUGAAACAAUUGCCAGUGCAACAGUGUUGAGAGAUGGGGCCUUUAAGAGGUAAUCAAGAGGGACUUUAAGAAGCUGUGGCUUCAUAGCUGGGUUAAUAUUAUUAUCAUGGGAGUGGGUUUGUUAACAAAAACCAGUUUGGCCCUCUCUUGCUCUCUCUGUCUCCAAGUGAUACCUUCAACUAUGUUAUGAUGCAGCAAGAAGGCCCUCACAAGAUGCAGCCCCUUGAUCUUGGACUUCCCAGCCUCCAGAACUGUGAACCCAAUACAUUUCAGUUCUUUACAAAUUAUCUGGUCGUGCGUGUUUUGUUAUAGCAACAUAAAAUGGACUGAGACAGAAAAUUGGUACUAAGAAGUGGGGCUCUUGCUGUAACAAAUAUUUGAAAAUGUGGAAGUGGUUCUGGAACUGGGUAAUGGAUAGAUGCUAGAAGAAUUUGGAGGAGCAGGUUAGAAAAAGCCUAGGUUGUUAUAAACAGAGCAUUAAGGGCAAUUCUGGUGAAGGCUCAGAAGAAGAGAGCUAGUGGUAAACUAAGAAACUUCUUAGAGAUUAAUUAAGGGCUGUGAUCGGAAUGUUGGUAGAAAUAUGGACAGUAAAGGCCAUUCUGAUGAGAUCUCAGAUAGAAAAGAGGAAUUAUUGGAAACUGGAGUAAAGGCCAUCCUUGUUAUGAUGUGGCAAAGAACUUGGCCGAAUUGUGUCCAUACCCUCGGGCUUUUAGGAAGGCAGAAUUUAAGAGCCAUCAACUAGGGUAUCUCUUGAGAGAAAUUUCUAAGCAAAAUGUUGAAGGAGCUACAUGGCUUCUAUUAACUUCAUAUAGUAAAAUGAGAGGAGAGAAAUGAUUUAAAGAUGGAAUUUAUAAUUAAAAGGGAAACAGAAAUGAGGAAUUUGAAGGAUUCUCAGCCUGGCCAUGUAGCAGAGAAUGAAAGAACAUUUUCAGGAGAGGAAACCAUAGAUGUGGCCAAGGAACUGAUUGAUUGAUAAGGGGAUUAACAUGGAUAGAAGGAAACCAAAGGACGAUGAGAGAAUGACCCCAAAGGUACUUUGGAAAUCACCAGUGCUCCCCUUCCAUCACAGGCCCAGAGUGCCAAGGCCUGGGGAAAGGAAAUGUCCAAAGAGAGUCCUCGGGUGCCCUUGAGACACUGGGCUUGCUGCCUAGGGCUGCUGUAAGUCUUUGCUCCCCACAUUCCCGUACGGCUCAUGCCCCCAGUUCACCCCAGGUGUCACAGCUUUGGAAGGUGUAAGCAGCAAAUCUUGGCUAUGUUCAUGUGGUAGAAGUGUGCAGGUGCUCAAAAUUCAAGAGCUGUGGGCAUAUGGCUUCCUUCAUCUAGAUUUCACGACCGCCUGGGGGCCCAGGCAGAGACUUUCUGAGGGGCAGAGCUGAUGCAGGGAGCCCCCAACUAGGGCAAUGCCUAGUGGAGCUGUAGAAGUAGGGGAGCAUGCAGCUUCAGGCUGGGAAAGCUGCAGGCACAAGACCAACCCUUGGAUGAACUGAACCCAGCAAAGCCAUUGGGGUGGGGUUACCUGAGGCCUUGGCGGCCCAACCCCCACCCCAGUGUACAGGGGAUUGGGGACAUGGAGUCAAAGGAGAUUAUUCUGGCAUCUUAAGAUGUAAUAUUGUUUUCCCUGUUGGGUUUUGGACUUACUCAGGACCAGUUAUCCCAUUCUCUUGCCUAUGUCUCCCUUUGGAAUGAGAAUGCCUAUUCUAUGCCUGUCCCACUAUUGUAUUUUGGAAGUGGAUAACUUGUUUAAUUUUACAGGCUUACAGCUGGAGGGAAAUUUGUCUCAGGAUGAAUUGUACCUUGAGUCUCACCCAUAUCUAAUUUAGAUUAGACUCUGGACGUUUGGAUUUUUGAGUUGAUGAUGAAAGAAGUUAAGACUUUUGGGGCUAUUGUGAUGGAAUGAAUAUAUUUCGCAUGUGAGAAGGACAUGAAUUUUUGGAGCCAAGGGUGGAAUGCUGUGGUUUGAGUGUGUCCCCCAGAAUUCAUAUGUUGGAAACUCAAUCCUCAAUGCAACAGUAUUGAGAGGUGGAACCUUUAAGAGGUGAUUAGGUCAGGAGAGCUCUGCCCUAUGAAUAGAUUAGUAUCCUUAUCUCGGGAGUGUGUUGGUUAUUGGGAGAGCGAUUUUUUUUUUUGAGACGGAGUUCCGCUCUUGUUGCCUGGGUUGGAGUGCAAUGGCGCCAUCUCAGCUCAUGGCAACCUCUGCCUCCCAGGUUCAAGCGAUUCUCCUGCCUCAGCCUCCCGAGUAGCUGGAAUUACAGGCAUGUGCCAUCAUGCCCAACUAAUUUUGCAUUUUUAGUAGAGACGGGAUUUCUCCAUGUUGGUCAGGCUGGUCUUGAACGCCCAACCUCAGGUGAUCCACCCGCCUCAGCCUCCCAAAGGGCUGAGAUUACAGGCGUGAGCUACCACACCCGGCCAAGAGAAUGAGUUUUUAUAAAAGUGAAUUUGGCCAUCUCUUGCUCUUGCUCUCUCUCAGCACAGGAUGCCUUCUGUUGUCAUGAUGCAGCAAGAAGACACGCACUACGUGUGGCCCCAAGGGCUGCAGAACCAUGAGGUAGUAGAUUUCUGUUCCUUAUAAAUUACCCAGUCUUAAGUAUUCUGUUUUAGCAACACGAAAUCAGCUAAGACAAGAAGCAUCCGAGUUUUAUUGGGGAUGGAAUGAAUGGCUCCUCUGGAGCAUCCCUGCUGGUGACAAAGCCCUAGAAAACAGUGCUGGAUUUCUUUUAGGUGAAAAAUCUAGAAAAGCCCUCUUAGUGAAAACCCCAAGGGCAUGCCUGAGGAAUGCCUGAGAAGAAAGGAAGGUACACCUUCAGGAUUCUUCAAAGAGAAUUAAAUGGAUAAAACCACUGGACUUGAGUUGUUAAGGGAAUGUUAAUUUAGCUGUGGGGUAUCCUGGCCCUUGGAAUUACCUUAGCUUGUUGGUUGAUUGCAGUUUUUGUUAAUUGUUGUUGUUUUUUUGCUCUCUAUUGUUGACUUCUGUGUGUACCAGAAGGUGGGCAGGGAAAAUAAAAGGAGACAAGGAAUAAGAAUACAUUUGACCACUUGAUAGCAGCCCUGGCACAAAGCCUAGUAGGAGUAAAGGUUAAAACUGUUGGCCUAAAUCAGUGUUUAAAGUUAACUUUGAGUUAGGGCUGUCCUUGAAAUGGAUUGUCCUUUGCUCUCAUGGAUUCUUGUGCAUAACUGAUAAAAAAUAUUCUCAUACAAUAAAUUGCACCAAUAUCAUUUUGUGAAUGUGUUGGUGGGUUGCAGGGGGCGCGUUAGGGGAAGCUGCCUCCUUGCAGCUUUUGUUUUAUACGUAUUUAAGCACUAAAUAAAAAUCUAUUUUGUCUCUUUUCCCUUGCUAAGUCUCUUGUCUCCCACGGCCCUUUUCUUUCUGGAUAUAUGUAUAUUUUUAGUAAGUAAAGGACUUACUGUAUGAAGUUUUUCUUUGGCAGACAGAAUGAUGAUGACUAUAAUAUGUUUAUUACAAGGUACAUCAUGCCAAUGCUCUUGGUGUGUGUGUGUGUGUGUGUGUGUGUGUCUACAAAGAAAUGUAUCAUUUUAUGUAUAAGCUAAGAUUUUGAUAAGUAGUCAUUUAUCUAUCCAUAGAAUGCUAUUUCUUAGACUGUAGAAUGCAUUGUUAUAUGGUUAGGGCUAUUGGGGGUGUUCAUUUUUGUUUAGGUUCUUUGACCUAGUAAAGACUUCCUGGUGAUUUCAGUAGUUUGGUAAUUUAUUACUGAUCUUCUAAGAAGUAUUGGUAAUGUUAAAAUGAAAACAUUUAUACAAAAAGAAAUAAAAGUCAAGGAAGCAGAUAAUCAACCGAUUUAUCAGCCUUAGCAGACAAUUUUUCUGAUAACGAUGUGGUAGCCAUGGUAAAUUUACUUCUGAUUGCUUGAGGGGACAGAUUCUAUGUGCCUUUUGUAAUAAGAGGUGCAUGAAAGGGUAAGGGAGCAAGUAAUCAAUCCGUGGACUAACCAGUCCCAUUUUGGUCUUUAGAUUGGCCUUUUGGUGAGUAAAUUCAAGCUAUCUUUUCAACAAAAGAAAAAUUUUGUUAUUAAUUUGCUGAAACGUGAGUAAGGAUGUAAGGAUGAGUAUAUCUUUUUGUUUGGAUAUCUCUAAGUAGCCCUAGUAAGGGAAGGCCUCUUUUGGUAAUGUCUUUUUUUUUUUUUUUUUUUUUUGAGACAGGGUCUCACUCUGUUGCCCAGGCUGGAAUGCAGUGGUGCAGUCGUGACUCACUGCAACCUCUGCUUCCUGGACUCAAGUUAUCCUUCUGCUUCAGCCUCCCGAGUAGCUGGGACCACAGGCAUGCACCACCACACUUGGCUAAUUUUUAUAUUUUUGGUAGAGAUGCGGUUUCACCAUAUUACCCAGGCUGGUCUUGAACUCCUGAGCUCAAGUGAUCCGCCAGCCUUGACCUUCAAAAGUGCUGGGAUUAUAGGUGUGAGCCACCAUGCUUGGCCUAUUUUUUUAAACCUUUCAUUUGAAAGAAAUUUGAGUAAAAUUGAGAGAUAAGCAAAAAUUUAUUAGUCCACUCAUAGUCCUUCCAGCCUCACAGGACUUAACACUGAUCAGCAAUGUGGUCGGUUUUAUGUAAUAAUAUCCAGCUUAUUACAAAAACUACAUUACAAACUGAGGCUAUAGUUGAGAAUCCAGAGGUGAACAAAUUCAGGAAAAAUGCCUCAGGCCUUCAUCCAAAUAUACUUAUAUUAGUUUUCUUGGGUUGCUGUAAUAAAGUAUCACAAACCAGUGCUUAAACAACAGAAAUUUAUUGUCUCACAAUUCUGGAGGCUAAAAGUCUGAGCUCAAGGUGUCCACAAGGCCACUCUCGCUCUGAAGGCGGUAGGGAAGGGUCUGUUCCAGACCUCUCGCCCAGCUUCUGGUAGUUUCUAGGCUUAUGAUAGCAUAACUCAUCUCAUGGUGUUCUUCCUGUGUGCAUGUGUGUCUCUGCAUCCAAAUUUCCCCCUUUUAUAAGGACACCAGUCAUACUGGAUUUGAGUCCACCCCAAUGACCUCAUCUUCACUUGAUUAUCUGCAGAAGCCUAUUUCCCAAUAAGGUCACAGUCACAUGUACUGGGGGUUAGAACUUCAAUAUCUUUUGAGAGAACACAAUUCAACUCAUGAUACUAGGUAUUCAUUCCAAGUUUGUACACAGUUUUAAUAAGCCUGGUGAUUUUUAUCUCAGUUUAUGCAUACAAAGAGUUAUAAGUAUAGGAGAAAGAGUCUCUGCUGAGGAUAUAAUGGAGAACAAAAGUAUUCAAAAAGACUAUUAAAGUAGGAAUAAGAACUUAAAAUACAUAGUUGCUUUGGGCCACUCAAUGGAGGGACAAACUGCUGAAAAGUUCCAGUAGCUCCUGAAACACAUUUAUAUAUAACAAACAUAAUAACAGCAUCAACAUAUUAUGUUUGAGUGUGUGUGCACUUUUAAAUCCCAUCAAAUUAAAUUUUGAAAAUAUUGCGUACUUGAUGGCACUUUGAUAAUUUUUGGUUACCUGAAAAAUUAUUCUUUUGUCAAGCUCCUCACAUAUUGUCAGAUGUUCUGAAUAUUUGGGUUUCAACUUGGCUUUGUCACUCAGUAAGCAUGCAUGUUGUGUAAGCCAUUAACUUUUUGGAACUUGGGUUUUUUGGUCUGUAAAAUGAAAAGUUUGGUUUCCUAUAUAAAAUUAUUGUGAGGAUGAAAUUUGCUGAUGAAUAUGAAAACAUCUAUCAUAGCUCCAGAUGUGUUUUCAUGAUUGUUCAUUCAUUCAACAAAUGUUUAUUGGGAGCCUACUGUAUGCAGUGGCUUGUUCUAGAAUUCAUUCAUUCACUUAAUGCUGAUUGAAAAGUACCAUGAUUUAGUAGUAUUGGGACAUCUGAGCUCAAGCACUGCCUAUGUUUGGAAAUCAUCUAGGGGACCUUGGGCAAAUCUAUGGCCCUCUCUAGGCCUCUAACUAGAGACUAGUCAUAUAGAGUAGAUUUCCAAGGCUUUUCCAUCUGUAAAAUAAUUCAUAUAACAAACUUCAAGUAUAAUGAAUAGUUUUUGAUAUCGUACAGAUUAAUUGUAUUAUACUGGCAAGUUACUUUAUCCUCUGCGCCUUUGCUUUUGUCUUUGAAAGUGGGGUUAAUAGGUCUAGUACUGUUUUCUGGUUAGUAAUAGCAGUAAUAAUGAUAGUCACCCAUUAUUGAGCUCUUGGCAUUGUGCUAGAUAUUUUUAUACAUUCUUGCUUCUACAAACACGGUACAUGUUUCUCCAAAGCAUGUCGGUACCUGGAGAAACAGGUUGCAUCUUUCUAGAGAAUAAAGUUUCCUUGAUGGCACAGCUGUUUAUAGAGUGGAAUGCAGAAGUCACUUGAAAUGUUAAGCUAAAACUCAAAGAAAGUUGGGGCUUCUUAGAGGGGGCGGCGACUUUAAUACCAAGUUCCCCUGCAGUGUUGUUCUUUCUUGGCCUUUGGGGAAACUGGUGGAAAAGUUUGCAAAACAGGCUUUUUCCCUGUUCCAUGUUUGACUCACAUGAGAAAAAUAGCAUUCUAAUUUACAAUUUUGAAAAUAGUUCUUAUUUCCAUCACUGACAGAUGUUACCUUUAUGAUUGUUCAGCCUAUUCUUCCAUUUCAUUUAUGCAUUGGACAAAUAAUAAUUGACUGCCUGCUCUGUGUUCAGUACCAACCUAAAUGCCGAGGAUGCAGCAGCAACCAAAAUAAAGUCCUCCCUCGGAGCUUGUAUUCUAAAAAACAGUGAGGUUUGAGGGCAGACCUGAGGAAUUAGGGGAAUUAAGCAUGUGGCUGUUUCAGGCAGAGGAAGAGCAAUUGCAAAGGCCCUGAGGCAGGAGCUUAUUUUCCUAGUAAGGGAGAGUGUUAGGAGAGGAGGUCACAAGGAGAUGAUUAGGGAUGCCUUGAGGUUCAGGUAAGAGUUUUGUAUUUUAUACUGAGAAACAUGGGAAACCAUUGUGGAAGUUUGAGAACUUACUUUGGCUGCUGGUUGAGAAUAAUGGAGCAAGGUUGGGAAGUGAGGAGACCAGUUGGAAGGCUACUGCCAUAGUACAGGUGGGGGAUGACAGCACUGGGUACCAGGUUAGUAGUAGUGGUGGAAAUGGUGCAAAGUGGCCAGAUUUGGUACCUCUGUUGAAGGUAGAACCAACGGAAUCCGAGAAUGAAUUGGAUGUGGGGUCUGAGAGAAAGAGAAGAGUCAAGGGAGGUGGCAUGGUUUUGGGUCUAAGUAAUUGAAAGGAUGGAGGAGUUGCCAUUCCUGCUGAGACGGGCAGGUAGAGGGAGGAACACGGGCAGUUCCUCGGCCAUGGAAGGUCUGGCUAAGCACUUUAUAUGAAGAAUACUGAAACUGACUUAGCUACUUUUUCGAACUCACUCUGCAGAGGAGUGAUGCGUUCAUUUGUGUUACCUUUAUUUUACUCACGGUCAUUUAGAAUAAUGAUUUGAAAAUGUUGCUGUGUGCCAAAUGCUCGUCUUGACCCAGGAGCCCCUCCCUCCCCCCGUGUGUGGACUACUCUCGUCUCCAGACUUCCUCUCACUUCCUCAUGCCUUUGCAGCACCUUUUCCCUAGCUGGACUGGUGACAGGAAUCUGGUUGUCUUCUGCACCCUGGCAGUUUUAAAUAACUAGCAGUUCUUACAUUUUCUUCCUGGGCACGCUGACAGCGGUUGGGUGUCCUGGACAUCCGUGUUUCGAUAACUGUAAUCUCCGAGUCUCUGUCCUGUGAAGCCCAUUGCCGGCCGUGCAUUUACCUCAGACUGUGGACUUGGAGCCUUGAAGACGCGAGAGGUCUCUUAGUUUCAGGCAGACCUGGUGUGGGGGAUGUGCUAAGGCUCUCAGGCUACAAAGGGACAAUUUAAAACUUGGCAAGUAAAACCGGCCUAAAUGCGGAUGUGUUUUAUGCUUAGCAUCAUAAAAUUGAUUCAGAACAGCCUGAUAUGCGGCAGAAGAAACCUUUAUUAAACAUUAUAGAGGUCAUUGCUUUUGUCUUCCUGAUACCUCUUCCCUCUCCUUUCUUCUGUGACCCACAUUGAGCCCAUUGUAGAACCCGCCCCCUGGCUUCAGUGAUAGGCCCAUGGAGGGGAACAUGACCUCCAACAGGCCAAUCAGAGGCGUAAAGACCUUUCUCUAGUGGGAAGUCAUUGAGAGUGAAAACCCAGAACCGGUUGCAGCCAGGUUUUCAGCCUCCUGGGAAAAGUGGCCUGAGAGGAAGAGACUAGAGGCGAAUGAGAGAGAGCCCUGAUGGUGCUUUCGACAUCCUAUCUGAUGCUGGCUCCAUUGUGCCCCUUUUAUUGUUUGGUACAGGAACUGAGAAAAUUCCCUUAUUGCUUCAUGCGGUCCUGCUGGUUUUCUGUCAUUUACAACCACAGGAGCCCAGAUACCCCUACUAUGAGCAGGGAAUCAAGAAGGAACACAAAAAUGACUAACUCAUAGCCUUGCCUCCAGGUAUUUAUAAUGUAAUAGUUUGAUUUCAAAACUAGUGAGUAUGGUAAAAUAGUUGGUAAGGUCUACCUUUGACAAAUCAAUAGUAUAUUUUUAAAAUGUGAAGAUAGUGUAUUUUAUAAAAAUAUACAAUUUUUUCAUUGGGUUAAUUUAUCCAACAUAUAUCACUUGAAUAUUAGCUUUCUCCAUGACUGGCAUAUUUCCUUUUUGAUAAUUUGCUGAGGAGCAAGGCUGCUUGUUAAUGAAUUUUUGUCUACUAUUAAAAUCGCCCUCAUCCUUUGAGGUCCAUUUCCAAAGCCACCUGCACCUCUGGAGUUCAUUAUUCCCUCUUUUGUGCUUACACAACCCUUGCUGUUUCUGUAUGGUGGCACCAGUCAUUAUGCUUUGAAUGCUUGUGAAACCCUCACUCUUCUGUUGAUUAGAAACUUUUAUGCCAGAGACUGUUGUGUCUCUGUUUCCCUUUGCAGGGAACAGUUCCCUGAACAUAGUAGGUGAUCAGUAAAUGCUUGUUGAAUUAAGUCAAUUAGUAGCACUGGUUUUGCUAAUAACUUUUGUAGUAAACUUACAAACUACUUUUAUGUAAAACUGCAUGUAAAAGUUGGUUGUAUGAUUUGCAGCACUUAUUAUGAGUAUAACUGAUAAUGCUAAUGGAAAUGUAUGAUCUUAAAAGGCAUUAGAUAUUUAGCUAUAGAAGUGUAUUAGUAGGAAAGGGAAAACUUACAAGAUUUUUACAUGAAAAUAAACCAGAAGGUUGGUUGGUAGGUACCAGGUGAACAUACCUGUGGUCACAAGAAGAGAGUGUUGGAGACACUGAUUGUUAGAGAGUUGACCGUGAGAAAGCAUCUCUCCAAUCCUAUGCCAGAUGUUAGUAGGCAGGAAGAGGCGGAGGGAGAGCUCAGUGAAGGAGAACACUGGUAUGGAAACUCUUCAGAGACUCCGUCAGAAGCAUCCUAUGGGGAAGUCCAGGAGAACUAUAAGUUGUCUCUGGAGGACCGGAUCCAGGAGCAGUCCACGUCCCCGGACACCUCCUUGGGAAGCACGACUCCCAGCAGCCACACGUUGGAGCUGGUGGCACUGGACAGUGAGGUCCUGCGAGACUCACUGCAGUGUCAAGAUCACCUUUCCCCGGGAGUGUCUUCUUUGUGUGACGAUGACCCAGGCUCCAACAAGCCCCUGAGCAGCAAUUUGAGGCGGCUGCUGGAGGCUGGUUCCCUCAAACUCGAUGCUGCAGCCACGGCUAAUGGCAGAGUGGAGUCCCCCGUAAACGUUGGCUCGAACCUCUCCUUUUCCCCGCCUUCCCACCACGCCCAGCAGCUCAGUGUUCUGGCCAGGAAGUUGGCCGAGAAGCAGGAACAGAAUGACCAAUACACUCCAAGUAACCGUUUUAUAUGGAAUCAAGGUAAGUGGUUGCCAAACUCAACCACCACCUGCAGCUUGUCUCCGGAUUCAGCCAUCCUAAAACUGAAAGCUGCAGCCAAUGCCGUUCUGCAGGACAAAUCUCUCACCAGGACUGAGGAGACCAUGCGAUUUGAGUCCUUUUCCUCCCCUUUUAGCUCCCAGUCUGCCAGUUCUACCUUGGCCGCUUUGUCCAAGAAGGUCAGUGAAAGAAGUUUGACUCCUGGUCAGGAGCACCCUCCACCGGCCAGCUCCUUCCUUUCCCUGGCUUCUAUGACCUCCUCAGCGGCCCUUCUGAAGGAGGUGGCCGCAAGGGCUGCGGGCAGUCUUCUGGCUGAGAAAUCAUCGCUGCUGCCUGAGGACCCUCUACCGCCCCCGCCUUCAGAGAAGAAACCAGAAAAAGUCACUCCGCCACCUCCACCGCCACCUCCACCACCUCCACCACCACCACCACAAUCCCUGGAAUUAUUAUUACUCCCAGUUCCUAAGGGAAGAGUUUCUAAACCCUCCAAUUCAGCCUCAGAAGAGGAAAGUGGAAAGCCUUUCCAGUGUCCAAUAUGUGGUUUGGUUAUUAAAAGGAAGAGUUACUGGAAGCGGCACAUGGUGAUUCACACAGGUUUAAAAAGUCAUCAGUGUCCGCUCUGUCCAUUCCGGUGUGCUCGCAAGGACAAUCUCAAAUCCCACAUGAAGGUUCAUCAGCACCAGGAUCGGGGAGAGACCUUUCAGUGCCAGCUGUGCCCUUUUACUUCCUCACGCCACUUCAGCCUGAAACUCCACAUGCGUUGCCAUCAGCACUUCCUGAGGACAGAAGCCAAGGUGAAGGAGGAGAUCCCAGACCCAGAUGUCAAGGGAUCUCCCCACCUCAGUGACAGUGCCUGCCUGGGGCAGCAAAGGGAAGGAGGAGGGACAGAGCUAGUGGGGACCAUGAUGACGUCUAACACUCCAGAGAGGACUAGCCAGGGAGGGGCUGGCGUCUCGCCUUUGCUGGUGAAGGAGGAACCCAAGGAAGAUAACGGCCUGCCCACCUCCUUUACUUUGAAUGCUGCCGACAGGCCCGCCAACCACACAAAGCUGAAAGACCCCUCCGAGUAUGUGGCCAACAGUGCGUCAGCAUUGUUCAGCCAGGACAUCUCUGUUAAGAUGGCGUCUGAUUUUCUCAUGAAGCUGUCAGCUGCAAAUCAGAAGGAGCCCAUGAAUCUUAAUUUUAAAGUGAAAGAGGAGCCUAAGGAAGGGGAGUCCCUAAGCACGACUUUGCCUCGGUCCAGCUAUGUGUUCAGCCCGGAAUCUGAAGUGUCAGCCCCAGGCGUCUCUGAGGACGCACUAAAGCCCCAGGAAGGGAAGGGAAGUGUGCUAAGGCGGGAUGUGUCAGUCAAAGCAGCCUCUGAACUUCUCAUGAAACUCUCAGCGGAAAGCUACAAGGAAACACAGAUGGUGAAGAUUAAAGAGGAACCCAUGGAGGUUGACAUCCAGGACUCCCAUGUCUCGAUAUCACCCAGCCGGAAUGUUGGCUACAGCACUUUAAUCGGGCGAGAGAAAACCGAACCCUUACAGAAGAUGCCAGAGGGCAGAGUACCCCCAGAGAGAAACCUCUUCAGUCAGGAUAUCUCUGUGAAAAUGGCUUCCGAGCUCCUCUUUCAACUGUCAGAAAAAGUGAGCAAAGAGCACAAUCAUACAAAAGAAAACACCAUCCGGACCACGACCAGCCCUUUCUUUUCAGAAGACACAUUUAGACAAUCACCAUUCACCUCCAAUUCAAAAGAACUGCUGCCCAGUGACUCCGUGCUGCACGGAAGAAUAUCAGCUCCAGAAACAGAAAAGAUAGUCCUAGAGGCAGGAAAUGGAUUACCAUCCUGGAAAUUCAAUGACCAGCUUUUUCCCUGUGACGUGUGUGGGAAAGUGUUUGGCCGACAGCAGACAUUGUCCCGACACCUCUCGCUGCACACAGAGGAAAGAAAAUACAAAUGCCACUUGUGCCCCUAUGCUGCUAAGUGCCGUGCAAAUCUGAACCAGCACUUGACCGUCCAUUCCGUGAAGCUGGUGAGUACAGACACCGAGGACAUUGUCAGCGCCGUCACCUCUGAAGGCAGUGAUGGGAAGAAACAUCCUUAUUAUUACAGUUGUCACGUGUGUGGAUUUGAGACCGAGCUCAAUGUCCAGUUUGUCAGCCACAUGUCACUCCACGUGGACAAGGAGCAGUGGAUGUUUUCGAUCUGCUGCACUGCCUGCGACUUCGUCACCAUGGAGGAAGCAGAGAUAAAGACUCACAUUGGCACCAAGCACACAGGGGAAGACAGGAAGACCCCCAGCGAAUCAAAUAGCCCCUCUUCAUCCUCCCUCUCAGCUCUGAGUGAUUCAGCCAACAGCAAAGAUGAUUCAGAUGGCUCCCAGAAAAACAAGGGCGGGAACAAUCUGCUGGUCAUCUCUGUCAUGCCUGGGAGCCAGCCCUCACUGAACAGUGAGGAAAAGCCAGAGAAAGGGUUCGAAUGUGUUUUUUGCAACUUUGUCUGCAAGACGAAGAACAUGUUUGAGCGUCAUCUGCAGAUACACCUCAUCACCCGGAUGUUUGAGUGUGAUGUGUGCCACAAGUUCAUGAAGACCCCCGAACAGCUGCUGGAGCAUAAGAAAUGCCACACUGUCCCCACCGGUGGGCUCAAGUGCCCAUUCUGCAUUUAUUCCACCAACCGCCCCGCUGCCAUGGAGUGCCACCUCAAGACCCACUACAAGAUGGAGUACAAGUGCCGGAUCUGCCAGACGGUGAAGGCCAACCAGCUGGAGCUGGAGACGCACACCCGGGAGCACCGCCUGGGCAACCACUACAAGUGCGACCAGUGCGGCUACCUGUCCAAGACCGCCAACAAGCUCAUCGAGCACGUGCGCGUCCACACCGGGGAGCGGCCCUUCCACUGUGACCAGUGCAGCUACAGCUGCAAGCGCAAGGACAAUCUCAACCUGCACAAGAAGCUGAAGCACGCCCCACGCCAGACCUUCAGCUGCGAAGAGUGCCUGUUCAAGACCACACACCCUUUCGUCUUCAGCCGCCACGUCAAGAAGCACCAGAGUGGGGACUGCCCCGAGGAGGACAAGAAGGGCCUGUGUCCAGCCCCCAAGGAACCGGCCGGCCCGGGGGCCCCGCUCCUGGUGGUCGGGAGCUCCCGGAAUCUCCUGUCUCCCCUGUCAGUUAUGUCUGCCUCCCAGGCUCUGCAGACCGUGGCCCUGUCGGCAGCCCACGGCAGCAGCUCAGAGCCCAACCUGGCACUCAAGGCUUUGGCCUUCAACGGCUCCCCUUUGCGCUUUGACAAGUACCGGAACUCAGAUUUUGCCCAUCUCAUUCCCUUGACAAUGUUAUACCCCAAGAACCACUUGGAUCUCACAUUCCACCCUCCCCGACCUCAGACUGCGCCUCCCAGCAUCCCCUCACCCAAACACUCCUUCCUGGCCUAUCUCGGACUGAGAGAAAGAGCAGAGACUGUCUGAGGGCAGCCAUGUUCUGUACCAAAAACAGAGAGACAAAAGACAAAAAAAAAAAAAAAAACCACAAAACUUAAACACAACCCCAGCAGGUGUAUGUUGCUGCAAAACCUACAGACCCCGAUGGGUCUGGAACAUGUGUACUGUAUAUCUUUAGUAAGGAAUAGAAAAUUGGCUCUGUGUGUAUACCUAUUGCAUUGACCUGAAAGCUGCUUUAUCCAAUCUUCAGAGAGGUGACCUACUGCAUACUUCUACCUUCAGAGGCAUGCCUCCCCAGCCACCCACUCCCACUCUCAGCCCUUCUCCGUACUUUUCUCUGAAAGGAAUCUUGUCUUGUUAAACCCUAAAGAGAGUGUCCUUAAUAGCAAUCAGCACUUGUAAGCUUAUAUACUGGUGCAUUUGGUUUUCUGUUGGGUGAAUGCGGUGUGUGGGCGUUUGUGGAUUCUGAAAGAGAAAGCCGUGUGUCGUGUGCCAUGACAUUUCUAUUGCACAUUCUUUGUACUGGCUUCUUUAACAGCGAUGAACGUUCUUUUCCCUCCUGGGUUGUUCAUCCACGACAGUCUCUCCCUGUGCUCCUUCAUCACCUUUCCCUCUCUCUUUGAUGGCUACAGAGUGGUAGGGCCUGGUGCUUAGUCGAUGAAGGAAUGGUAGCCAUCUACAGUGCUGCUGGAGAUUUCCGCCAGAGCGCUGGAGACCUUGCGCUCAGAUCUUCUCUGGUGAUGAAGAGGCGAGGAAUCAAGUGACUGAUCUGGAAGAAAUAUCUCGCAGCACUGCAGCUAACAUCACAGAACUUAAGUGUGUUUUGUGUGUGUGCCCACACGUAGACAAAUGUGUACGGUGCACACACACAGUGCAUCAUUUUUUAAGGGCAGAUUAUAUAUAUAUAUGAGAUGUAUUAAUUCAGUGGUUACCAUUUGUUUGCAGGAAAAAGAAAUGUAUGGGUGAAAAAAUUUAUGGUUGAUAAAUCCAGCCAAGGAGAUUAAAAGGGGUUUGGAUAAAUUCUGGGUAUAAAUGCUCAGACUAAAAAAAAGAAAUGGCAGUUUUGCACAGUGCUAUGGUCUUGCACUAGUUUUUGUUUCUCAUCUGAAAAAAAAAAAGUAAAAUAAAAGGAAGAAAAUGUACCUUUUUUAUGGAAUGAGUAGACUGUAUGUUUGAAGAUUUAGCCACAACCUCUUUGACAUAUAAUGACGCAACAAAAAGGUGCUGUUUAGUCCUAUGGUUCAGUUUAUGCCCCUGACAAGUUUCCAUUGUGUUUUGCCGAUCUUCUGGCUAAUCGUGGUAUCCUCCAUGUUAUUAGUAAUUCUGUAUUCCAUUUUGUUAACGCCUGGUAGAUGUAACCUGCUAGGAGGCUAACUUUAUACUUAUUUAAAAGCUCUUAUUUUGUGGUCAUUAAAAUGGCAAUUUAUGUGCAGCACUUUAUUGCAGCAGGAAGCAGGUGUGGGUUGGUUGUAAAGCUCUUUGCUAAUCUUAAAAAGUAAUGGGUGAUUUAAAAAGAAAAAAGGAAAAAAAUCUUUGGCUGAAUAUGUUCAUUGCUUGUAUUUUUAAAACAACAGAAUUUCCAGUAUGAAACAGGCUGAAAGAGCAGGAAGAAAUGUUCUUUGUAUAAUAAUGGGAAGUUUGGAAUAUAAAAGUUUAUAUAUUAUUUAUCUAUUGGAGAACUGGUGUACAGGAGGAACAUUUUCUUACUGUGUUGCUGUUUUCCAUCAUGUGUUAUCCUAAGAGUUGGGGUUUUUUAAAAUCUGUUUCACCAGGGGAAAAUAAAAGCAUCCCUAAUGUUCUUCCUCUAGUCAGUUUGCUUUGCUGAAAGCUCCCUGGAAAUUAGUACAGUUCUACAGGAAGCCAGAAGACUGUACUGUCUGUCCACACCAUGGUCUCCUCAGUCCCCUCCACGCCAGCCCCUCUUCCCCACACCUAGUAGGUGUGCUACACCUCCCUUUGCCAGUCAUCCCGCCAUGGAUGGGGAGCCUACUUGGUGCCCUGGCAAACCUGUUUACACUAAGGAGAUGCCCACAGGGAGCGGGAAGCUCCCAAACCCUCAGUCAUUCUCCAGCAGAGACCUUUGCUCUUGGCCAGGUUUGAAACGAUGUUCAACCUCGCCACGUCAAUGUCUCAGUAAAAGACACUAUAGAUAGUUAUGGACAAUACACUCCAAGAAUACUGGGCUUAUGGGUGGGUUGGUUUUUUGUUUUGUUUUGUUUUGUUUUCAAGUCAUGUCUUUAUCCCCAUAUAAUGGAGAAUGUGCCACUUGGCUAAUAAUGUGUUUUCAAAACUACAAGUUCAGUGAUGACAGGAAAGAGGGCUAAAGUAGUCCCACAGAGGCUGGUAGAAAAGGCGAAUCACACUUAAGCACCAGCAGGUUAAAAACCUGAAAGGGUGGCCCUGACAAUUCAGACUAUAGGUUUUACAGCAUGCCACUUGUGCAAUAGGAGGUCUAGGGUUGAAACUUUCAAGAACGAGAGGAGGUGAAGGAAGGAGACGUUUACUGCUCAAAUGCCAUGCAUUUCACUGCUUGCCACUGAACUUGUAUUUGAAUGACUUAGUAAUGCUUAAUAUAAUUGGGCAACUUUUUUAGCACUUUGGAAAGAGUCAUCAAUCUUUCUGGUAAAUUAUAAAAGUUUUCUGAGUGAGAAAAGGUGUGUUUGGAGUUUGUUUGACUUUUUAUAUUAUUAUUGUUAUUAAUAAAGAAAAAAAUCUACAGCAUUUUUCAGACUCCACCCUAGAAAAUAUGUACCCCUGAAUUUGGUUUGCAGUUUGAUACUCAGGGAAGGAUGUAUUCCAUAGAUAUCCUUUCCGUAUAAAACACUAACAUCUUUGAGAAAUUCACCUACCAACUAACUUCAAUUGUUGUCACUAUGCAUUCUUCAAUGAAAACUAGCUUAUUUUUCCAUAUAGUAAUGCAGUUAGGGUUCUCAGCACUUUCUUUCUUCUAUCCUUUUUUUAACUCUUCAUAUUAUGUUCAGAUGAUCAUACUGUCAAGGUUUGUGUACAUUACUGAAAAUUUGUAUUGUAUAAAGCUUUUUGCAUUACGAGGCUGUACAGGGUCAUUUUGACAGUAACUGGUAUAUUCCUUUGCAUCUUAUGUUGCAUUGCCAAUUUCUAGUGUAUCCAGUUUGAAAGUAUAAUAUACUCUAAUUAAAAAAAAAAAAAGGUUGGCUAUA
Molecule: messenger RNA, 17151 nt
Organism: Homo sapiens (human)
Lineage: Eukaryota; Metazoa; Chordata; Mammalia; Primates; Hominidae
Gene: ZNF827
Product: zinc finger protein 827
Exons: 14
Coding region: 9986-13999 (1337 amino acids)
Cellular component (GO): nucleus; chromosome, telomeric region
Source: RefSeq, a predicted model, not a curated record